UAUUGAUCUUACUGCAAAUUAUAACUCGUUCUAAUCAUGCGAGGACUCUGAUUGCCACAAUAUAAUCCUAAUAGCAAUAAACAGAAGCUCUUUAAGCGAAAUGAUUAAGUGACUGACGUCAGAGAUGUUAUAAGAAGAUAGUUUUUAAAUAUGUGAAGUAAAAGCAUAAGCUUUAUGACUCUGUUAUCUAUGCGUAAGAACUAAUAUUAACUGAAGAACUUUUCUACAAUAAAAAACAUUCAUAGAACCAACAAUUGUAAUUGAAGAUAUCCAAGUAUUGACAAUGAAUUACACCAAUUCAACCAAUUUUGUUGCUUUCCCAGAAUUCAAAGUAUAUCGCCAUGGAUAUAUAUUCCAAAUUUGGGGUUGCUUGACGACUAUAUUGAUAGCAAUGGUAGCAUUCUUUGGCAAUCUAGCAGUUAUAGUCGUGUCGUUCAGGGAAGAAAAACUCCGAACUCAAAUUGGCAAUUUCCUCAUUGUCUUCUUAUCAAGCGUAGACGUUGUGACCUCCAUAUUUGUCAUGAUCCCAUCUGCUAUCGCAAUGGCUGCAGAUGCCUGGCCUUUUGGUGUGUUUAUUUGCAAAGUAAACGCUACAUUCAACUAUGGGCUUUCCUGUGCAUCGUCCCAUACUGCAGCUAUGAUAAGCUUAGACAGAGCAUUAGCCAUUGUCUACCCUUUAAAGUACCAAACUAUCAUGACAUCUAAGGUUAUGAUUGGUAUUUUCACCUGGGUAUUAAGUAAUACCGCAUUCUGCAUGGUGCUUGCUCUGUCACUGUUAUAUACGAUCACUUAUGAUUACAAUGAAGCUAUCUGUGCUGGCGCUUUUUCAGAAUAUAAAACUAAGCUCUUCUUCUAUGUUGCAUCAUCCUCUUGCUUCGUUUUACCAGCGACAAUAAUCGUCAUUUGCAACACUAUAAUUCUGAGGCAAAUAAGGAAGUCCUCCUCGGUGACGCCACGGCAAAUAAUCUCAAAGGGAACUAAUGAUUUUGACUAUAAUAUGAGACGAAGAAAAGAUGUUGAAAUGCGUAAAUCUGUUUACAGUAUGAUGGUAGUAAUUAUAGUUUAUUUUAUAUACUUUGCACCAUAUACCUUCACAAAACAAGGAAAGUCUAUAUCUGAUAUUGAUGCCCCACCGUGGUUGAAUUAUGUUUCUACGUUAAUGAUGUUUAUUUCUUCAGCCACCAACCCUUUCAUUUAUGGAAUUUUGCGUAAAGAUUAUAGAGAUGGUUUUAAAAAAAUUUAUCGAUUACUUAAGGAAAAAUUGCAUUUUUAGUAGUGGUUCGAAAAAUGUACCAUACCGUCUUUACGAUUUAGGUGACUCUUUUCGAUCUCUUGGCUAUCUUAUUUUAACUCUUAGCUUUUUUUUUGAUUUUUUUUUUAACUUCUUGACUUUUUACCAUUUACCUUUUAAUUCGCUCUUUGAUUGUUUUUUUUAAAUUUUUAAUAAUCACGAGUUUUAAACUUUAUAUGCUCUUCAUGGCCAUUG
Molecule: messenger RNA, 1486 nt
Organism: Parasteatoda tepidariorum (common house spider)
Lineage: Eukaryota; Metazoa; Arthropoda; Arachnida; Araneae; Theridiidae
Product: galanin receptor 2b-like
Biological process (GO): G protein-coupled receptor signaling pathway
Cellular component (GO): membrane
Molecular function (GO): G protein-coupled receptor activity
Source: RefSeq, a predicted model, not a curated record